AGCAUCCAGGACCAACUAGGGGAAGAGCUGUUGCAGGAGCUGAUCAACUACUGCUUGAGCUACAUCGCAAAAAUCAAGCUGCCCCGGAAACGGGGCACCUUUAUUGAAUUCCGAAGCGGGAUGUUGAAUGUGUGCCCCGUGGGUAGAAGCUGCAGCCGGGAGGAACGGAUAGAGUUCUACGAGCUCGAUAAGAAGGAGCACAUCAGAGAGAAAUUCGUCGCUGACCUGCAGAGAGAAUUUGCAGGGAAAGGCCUCACAUUCUCCAUAGGGGGCCAGAUAAGCCUCGACGUGUUCCCAGACGGCUGGGACAAGCGCUAUUGCCUGGGCAUCACUGCAGGAGAUAUAAUCUCGGGGUUUCCCUCUCUCCUUGUGCUCGAUGUUUGCUUUUGCAUUAAGAAUUUUUCUCUCUCCUGUCAGGGAGGCAACGACUAUGAAAUCUACACCGACCCCAGAACCAUCGGCCACAGCGUCACCUCGCCGGAGCAGACGAAGCAAAUCUGCGAAGGGCUGUUCUUCAACUGAAGCAAAGGGACUCGUUUCAGACAGGACCGCCUUCGGCACCUCUCAAAGCCGGAGCGGAAAGGUGGCUUCCUCGAAAAGGACUCCAGAAGCCUGGCUGUAUUUGGCUCCACCCAGGCAGACAGUGAGUCCCUCAACACUAAGACCCCCUCGUUUUCUCUCCCGCCGCUGCCACCGCACUCAUCUGUGUUGCGACGUCGCUGCGACAUUUGCCCUUCCUCACAUCACUGGCUGACGUCGGUCAGGUCGCUUGACAAGCCGACGAGGCCGCGGCACGAAAAGGAGCGAUCCUCAAACUGGGGAGGGAGGAGUCUACGCUGGGGUCAGCAGCAGCCCCGUGGCGUCGGUCCACUUCCACACGGAAGCUGCACGUGUACCUCUCUGAUCUUUUCAAUCCGGCCUGUUGAUGUGCGUUCGUGGACAAUUAAGUGUGCCUUUUGUUCUAGGCCUCAGGGGGUCCAACGGCAGCUAAAAUGACCUCAACGCGGUACAAUCUGGGCAAAGCUAGGAAAAGCCACGAGUCCGGCUUUGAUACAAGACCGGAUCCAGAGAACUGCCUUUCCUUCUGCUGGUACCCCUUCACUGUUCUGGUACAAAGCACACAAAAAAACCGCUGGGUAAAGAUAAACAAAAGUGUAUAAAAAUAACAAGGUGUUCUUGCAAGAAACAACAGCAAUACAGAAAAAUAGAACAGUAAAGUCCCCCACAAUUUCAGUGCGUCUCACUCCUGUUGUAUUGUAAUUCCAUAGUCCAACUGGACAUCCCUCCAUCAUAGACUGGACUCGUAUAGUUCCCCAGUCUCCAUAGAAGCACAUACAGAAGUCAGUAUAUUCUGUCAUAAAGGACACACUGGGAUUUUGGGGGACUUUGUUUUUCUAUUUUUCUGCAUUACUGUUGUUUCUUGCAAGAACACCUUGGCUUUAUAUAGUUAUAUAUAUGACGGUAUUACCGAACUUGGCAUUAAAUAUUAUUUUUACACAUUUUUGUUUGUCUUUAGCCGGCGUUUUUGUGUGUGUGUGCUUUGUACCAUUUCAUGUGCGCUGGUUCCACUUCCUUUUUUGGUCUUUUUCUGCUACCCCUUCACUGCCGGGCCGCUGUCACUCAAUAUAGGUCCCGCGACCCUGGAAACUGGCUUUCUCCCAGUUCGAAAGGGCGGCCGUGGAGAAGGAAGGACACAGAAGGUUUGCAGUACAAGGAGAUGUCUGGAUCCAGUGCACAGUCGGCCCUCUGGCCGGCUCUCCUGUCGUUACGCAGAGCAUUCCUUCUUGCCAACAGAGAAAAAUGCAGAUGUGUAUCUAACAUGGAAAUAAGGGAAACUGUCGAGUGUCACUUGUGUAAAUGGGGGAACCGAAUAAAUCUAUU
Gekko japonicus is the source of this 1881-nucleotide messenger RNA. Its product is annotated as phosphomannomutase 2-like. Gene Ontology annotation, molecular function: phosphomannomutase activity. Gene Ontology annotation, biological process: mannose metabolic process; GDP-mannose biosynthetic process; protein N-linked glycosylation. The record is from RefSeq and is a predicted model, not a curated record. Lineage: Eukaryota; Metazoa; Chordata; Lepidosauria; Squamata; Gekkonidae. The annotation marks the transcript as partial. The transcript has 5 exons. Gene Ontology annotation, cellular component: cytosol.